This is a messenger RNA of Poeciliopsis prolifica (blackstripe livebearer), 1987 nucleotides long. RefSeq names its product transmembrane serine protease 2 (gene tmprss2). Lineage: Eukaryota; Metazoa; Chordata; Actinopteri; Cyprinodontiformes; Poeciliidae. The transcript is spliced from 12 exons. Bases 66 to 1418 code for a protein of 450 amino acids. Gene Ontology annotation, molecular function: serine-type endopeptidase activity; protein binding. Gene Ontology annotation, cellular component: membrane. The record is from RefSeq and is a predicted model, not a curated record. Gene Ontology annotation, biological process: proteolysis; acrosome reaction.
GCGUAAACGUCUGUGCAGCCGUUGUUACGUCGAUUCCCCCUGCGUCUUCUCGCCGCACGUUGGACAUGUCGACUCGAGAGGAGUGGAAUCGACGAUUACAAAGACAAUGUCACUUGAAUAACGAUUCAGUACCGCGGGCUGCGGAGUUUAUACACAGGUCCUCAAAACCCCGCUUUUACUUUGAAAAGUUGUGUCGCGGGAAGUACACCUUCUGUGUUUGUCUGUCUAUGCUGAUCUUCCUGACAGUGGCCUCCAUCUUGCUCUGGUAUUUUUUAUAUUACAAGUGUCCAUUUGGGAAGUCAUGUGGACGGGGUGGGAAGUGUCUGAGCACCAUCCAGUGGUGUGAUGGUGUACAAGAUUGUUCAAACGGAGCAGAUGAGUCCUACUGCUUUCGCCUGAAAGGAAUUGAUUUCCUGCUGCAAAGUUAUUUAGCAAACGACAACGUCUGGUUGCCUGUGUGUGCUGAGAACUGGAAUGACAACUACGGGAGUACUGUGUGUGAGCAGAUGGGCUACGACAGCGAGUUUUAUGUGAGCUCUACUCAAGUCAACUUUAGCAUCUCAGACCCAAAGGGAUACUUGAAGCUAAAGUCUGGAAGUAGCUAUAAAGCCCCGAUACAGACACAGCUCAUGCACAGCCCACAGUGUUCAGUCAGAGCUGUUAAACUUCACUGCAUUGAAUGUGGCAAGAGUUUAGCAAUUUCCAGCGGUCGCAUCGUGGGCGGCCGAGAGGCGGUGAAAGGAGCUUGGCCGUGGCAGGUCAGCCUCCAGGCUUUCUCCCAGCAUAUGUGCGGCGGCGUCAUCAUCAGCCAAAACUGGAUCUUGACUGCAGCCCACUGCUUCCAAUCACUUCAUGAUCCUAAAAUAUUCACGGUCACCUAUGGGGAUGUGAAGUUGUCAAGCAUGCCAUCUAAAAGGUCAGUUAAGAGCAUCAUUUGUCAUAACAACUUUGACCCUAGGACCAAUGCCUUCGACAUUGCCUUGGUAAAAGUCAGUAAGCCCAUCACUUUCAAAAAAAAAGCAGUGAGACCACUGUGUCUCCCCAAUGUUGAUAUUCAAAUAAAUAGGAGCAGUCAAGCCUGGAUCACUGGAUGGGGGCAAUUGUUUCUGCAUGGUCCAUCUCCUGAUACACUAAAUCAAGCUCCGGUUACCAUUUAUAAACCAGAGAUAUGCAAUAAUCGCUUCGUGUUGAACGGGUUGGUAACUGAGAGCAUGUUCUGCGCAGGCGUUCUGCGAGGCGGCGUCGAUACCUGCCAAGGUGACAGUGGAGGACCUCUGGUGGUUAACACAGGAGGUAUUUGGUGGCUGAUAGGAGUCACUAGCUGGGGCUUUGGAUGUGGUAUAAGGACCAAGCCAGGAACGUAUGCCAAUGUAUCCUUGGUUAGGGAGUGGAUUCACAAACAAAUGCAGGAUGAGUGACAAACAGAACACUGAGGUCCCUACCAAUGCACUUUGAGUCCAAAACAUUGAGUGAAUGUGAUCAGUGAGGGUUUUUUUUUUUUAAUCAGGUAUUGGGGGGGAGUUUAUUUCUCAAUGCAAGCAUUUAAUUUUUGCUUUUAAAAAAAAUUAGCUAUUUAUUUGCUCAGAUGUGUGAGAUUUCUCUGAAUGUGGAUUCCUGCCACUAUUAACAAACAGUUAACCUACUCAUUAAUCUGGAUGUGGCAUAAACAGACAUCCCAGCAUGCUACAAGGUGUGACUUUACAGAAGCUAAUCUAUUUCCUCAUUUACAAAUAGGGGGAUAGUUUGAGGGAAUGUUCAGGCUGAAAUUAUUUUAUUAUUUAACUGAAAAUGUACAUUUAAAUUUCACAAUGUCGUUUGUUUUUCAUGACUUUUAUCUAUCUCACUCAGGAUUCUGUGUAUUCUCACUGUUGCAAAGCUCCGUGUGAGGUGAUUUCUUUGUGAAACAACUGUAAAUGAUUCACCAAAUGUUUGUGGAACACCUGAGAAUAAAGCCUAUUUGAACAGAAAAACAGUGAAGUAAAAGAGU